AUGUCUACAUCAACAACGUCUGGGGAAAAGGCCAUAGCAAAGCCCUUGGCUUCCUAUUCAGCUGCACGCGUUGUCUCCUUGAGCCCUACUACGCAUCUCUUCUAUAUCUCAGGAACAACAGCACGUCAGCCCGAUGGACAAGUCCCACCAUUUGGCCACAGUUACAGCGAAUCUCUUGCGAAUACUCCCACGGCAACAGCCGAUCAUGGAUUGUGCUCAGCAGCAGCUAUUCAAACGCGCAUAAUUCUCUCCAAGAUCACCACAGUCAUCAACGAUGCUUCGCCUGAGCUUCUUGGUCUGGAAGCUUUAGUAGAGCUUACGAUAUUUGCCAAAAGUCUAAGACGAGACUAUGCAGCGAUCAACAAAGUCUAUGACGAACAAGUCGGCGUCCUACUAAGGAGCAAGGGUAUACCUUUGCCAGCCAGGACAUGCGUGGAGGUUAAUGGAAUGCCCCCUGAUGAAAGAACUUUGGUUGAGAUAAAAGCAGUAGCUAAGCUUGCGAAGGUACACAAGUAUUAG
This is a messenger RNA of Talaromyces rugulosus, 519 nucleotides long. RefSeq lists its product as uncharacterized. Lineage: Eukaryota; Fungi; Ascomycota; Eurotiomycetes; Eurotiales; Trichocomaceae. The record is from RefSeq and is a predicted model, not a curated record. The transcript has a single exon. Bases 1 to 519 code for a protein of 172 amino acids.